GAAAGCAGAAGAAAAGGAAAGAAAGAAAAAGAAAACUGUGGUCAGAAUCUUAACCGAAGCCCACGUCAUUUUAAACGCACAUGCAUUUACAGCGCGUGUAAUACAACCUAAGCAAUUCCAACGCCCCUCCACUCCACGCGUCAGAAGAUUGCGUGUGACAGCGCUUACUCAACAGAACACCUCAGUACAGAACAGAAGCCUACGGGAAAGAACGAGAAAGAGAGAAAAGAAAAAAAAAAUUCAAAAGAGAAAUAGGGAAAAAAAAAACAGAUAGAAAAACGGCAAGGCAGAAAAUCUGGAGGAUCUAGGGUUUCCUUGGAUCUCUCAGUAUCGAAAAAUUCGAUGAUUUGAUAUAGAUUUAUAUGUAUUUUUAAUCGAUUAGUUCUUUGUUUAUAUUAUUAUUAGGGUUUUCGAGACGGGUAAGUUGAUUUUUAAAGUUUGAGAGGCUGCAGUGACUUUUUUUUUUAAAGACAGUAGUUGUGGAGUUAGGUUUUAAUCUAUCGAACCCUAAAAUCGGUGAUUUUUGGAAUUGGACUGCAACAUUUCAACCGAGAAUCGAAUCUGGAAAGGAGGGUUUUUGAGAGAUUUUUUUUAUCUUAAUAUAAUAUAGUAUUUUUUUCAAUCUGUAAAUAUGCGAGGACUGCACAAAUCGAAAAGGGUUACUUGGGCACCGGAUGUUAACCUUUGUCAGAUAAGGCUGUUUCUAUCAGAGGAAUCACCUUCACAAAUUGGGUUGGGCACACAAGAUCACCUGCAAGCAAAAACCUCUUCGGUAUCACAUUUAAUUGGGGCAGCUGUGGAUGACUUUCUACCUCCUGGCUUUGAAGGAGCUCAUUCUACAAAUCAUCUGCAGAUUAAAUUGCCAGAAAUCCCUGUCAUUAAAUGGAGAUGUCCCCUCAGAUUUGUAUUGGACUUGAAUUGGCAAGUAAUUGCCGGAGAGGAAAGUAAAGAGGUGGAGAUUCAAAAUCAGAGAGAAGUGGGAUUGCUUGAAGCUGUUUAUCCACGCCCAUCUGCAAUUCCUACAAACCCUUCUGUUUCGGCUGAUGCAGAAAGCUGUCACUAUGAUGAUCAUCGUACUCCCCAAAUACCCAUCACUCCUAUUGAAGAUGAGGAUGCAGCAAUUGAAACAUCUGACGUCUUAGCACCAUUCAGUGCCCCCAUUAGUUCACAGCUCCGGUUGUUGGCUCCUGGUAUUUUACCUCCUCUGCAUUGCGGUAUGCCAAGUGUUUCAAGUGCUUCAGGUAAUGAGAAACCAGCAGCUGCAAUGGUCCUUAAUGUUGAACCCAGUGUAGCAGCUGCUGCAUCUGCUGCCUUUACAGCAAUUAACCAAAGCAAUGAAUGUGGAAACAUGAUUGAUCCUGACUUGCUCGUCAAAAUUCUCAGCAACCCAAAAUUAUUUGAGAAAUUGGUUACAGAUUAUGGAGCGGCUUCAGGUGCACAAAACUUACCUAAAUCAGCAUCCCCUUUGCUACCUUCUUCUGACCCACCUCCACCUGUAAAUCUAUCCGAUCCAUUUCCUGCCCACUUCAACAGAACAGCAAAUGGUAUGGCAUCCCUAGCAGCUACUUCUGGUGGAGCGUUAUAUGCUCAGCCAAAUGAGGUUGGACUUGCACCCUCUAAUAAACAGGGUCCUGUUCCCAGUGUCCAUCCAGUUUCGCCUUCACCUGCUGUUGGACUUCCUCAGAAGAAGGAUGUAAACUAUUACAAGAACUUGAUUCAGCAGCAUGGAGGAGAAAGACAAGGAGCAGCUCAGAAGUUCAAUAGCCGAUAUAAUCACCAGCUAAGACCAAACCAAGAACUAAUAAAUAACCCCAAAUCAAGAGAUUCGAAGCCGAGGAUAAUGAAGCCUUGUUUGUACUUUAACAGUUCCAGGGGAUGCAGGAAUGGAGCCAAUUGUGCGUAUCAACAUGAUACAUCGCCCCAGAAUUCAAAUACUGACGCUUCAAAUGCAAAGCGAAUGAAAAUGGAUAGAGAGAUAAGCAGUUAGCAAAUACUAGUGCAAAUAUGCCUUUUUCACUUAGAAAAAGCGUGCCGCUGCCCUACCUUUUAUUCCUUUACUGGCUUGUUUUCUUUUUGCAAAUAGUUUAAUUCCAGUACUCACCCUUUGUUUUUUUCCUGAAUCAAGCAUUGAGAUUUAAGUUAUGGGCGAGAGAGCCUGGAUAAUCACAAUCAAUUGAGGAUAUUCAUCUUUAAGAGAGCAUAUUUUGUUUCCUUUUCCGUCAUAUUGCAGGCAUUGCUAAUCUCGCUUACAUAAAUGACACUAUCACAAGGAAUGCUGGCCGGCUGUCCACGCUGAAAACUACAAUGUGGAGUACUUGAAUUUCAUGAAUUGUCCACGCUGAAAACUACAAUGUGGAGUACUUGAAUUUCAUGAAUUUUGCUUGGAAAGGAGCAAUUAAUCCCAAAAAACUUGGUUCUUCGAAAUGCUGCAUGGUCGCUGUCUUUAUUUUUCUUUGGGUUUCGCUUUUCAUUUUAAACAAGGCCCGAGCCCAAAAGCCAGAUUGUUAUACAAGCAAAUGAUACAAAAAGACCUUUUUUUAUCUUUAGAGCAUUUUUUAAAGAGCUUCAUCUAAUUCCCUCGGAGUGAACAUACAAUCCAACUUCGGUUUCUGUAAUAACAACGACAGAAGGAAGAAGAUGUUGAAGUUUCUAUCGAAAGUACGGAUUGAGUUCAAUGCAUUGGACCCACGCAUAGCUUCAUGCAUGGAGUUCUUAGCCCAGUGCAAUGCCCGCAAAGCCAAAGAAUCGAAUCCCGUAUGCUAGCUUCAGGUCAAGCGCCGCACCGACGAUCACCCGCCCCAAAUCACCGUUACUUUCGUCAACGGAGUGGAAGAAGUUUUCGAUGCCACAUCGACUCCUGCACAGACCAUAAGGAACAUGAUUCUCGAAAAAGGUCAGCUCCUUGAGACCGAGCAAAUGCUCCGUGAAGCUGGAGAGAAGUGGCCCGUUAUUAUACCUGGGGAGGAGCUUCACCAAUCGCUUCCUGGAACUAACGUUUGGGCAUAUAUAUAUAUAUAUAUAUAUAUAUUCUCAGUUUAAUGAUUUCUGGCGAGGAAAGCAGAAGAGAAGAAGCAGUGACUCCAGUCUGUCUGAUCUUGGCCAUUUUACUGGAUGUCACUUUGGAAGAUCAUCAAAUGUUCCAUUGUAUGAUGAAGCCCGAGAAAGUACCUUACAUGAACAUUUUGAAGCCUGAUUUAUGCUGCUAGAAUGUGUUUUCUUAUUCUUCCUAAUGUUGGGUGUAUCAAGUUACUUGAAUUGAACUCUAUCUAUAUGAGUUAAUUGUUAGAAUCUCAUUUGAUUUCUUUGAUUUCAUCUAUUUCUUGUUAUAGGAAAUCCUUUUUGGUUGAAUCUCGCUGUAACGAUCUACAAAUAAUAGCAAAGUUUUUGCUUUGAUAUGACUUUUUCUGCUUAUGAUAUGAAUUGACUAUAUCAUGCUGUAUGCACGAUAUUACCCAUAUGAAUUUUCAUGUUGCUUCAAUUGUGGGACUAGUCGACCUUGAUGCUGCCACGUGUGCAGACAUGAAAAAUGUAACUCUACGAUUGAUUUGAUAAUCCCUGGAAAAACGAAUUUAGAGCCGUUGAUCUUGCUUACUUUUAAAUUUUUAAAACUGUGAAAAGUCAAAGUCUCUUCUUUCUUAAGAAUAACCCAACCGACAACUUUGCUCUCCUAGAGUUACUGUGUCUUAAAUCUGAAUUUCCUGGGACUAAGUGAAAGAAAAUCUCAACUUGCUCCAUUUCACAAAUCCAACUCUCAAAAAGACUAAAAGACCCAUUUUUAUCCUCUCUCGCUUCACUCCCUAGCAGAGAAGCAAUAGAA
This is a messenger RNA of Durio zibethinus, 3817 nucleotides long. NCBI's taxonomy places the organism in Eukaryota, Viridiplantae, Streptophyta, Magnoliopsida, Malvales, Malvaceae. The record is from RefSeq and is a predicted model, not a curated record.